Messenger RNA from Hemiscyllium ocellatum (epaulette shark), 1691 nucleotides. RefSeq lists its product as uncharacterized. The transcript is spliced from 6 exons. The record is from RefSeq and is a predicted model, not a curated record. NCBI's taxonomy places the organism in Eukaryota, Metazoa, Chordata, Chondrichthyes, Orectolobiformes, Hemiscylliidae. Bases 1 to 741 code for a protein of 246 amino acids. Gene Ontology annotation, cellular component: external side of plasma membrane; B cell receptor complex. Gene Ontology annotation, biological process: B cell receptor signaling pathway; B cell differentiation.
AUGGACGUAACCAGUGCCAGUCUUUGCAAAAGACUCUUGUUCAUUAUUCAACAUAUUCUCCUUUUGCCUCUUUUAACUACUGCAGAUGGAGUGGAAAAUCUAACUAUUAGACAGAUACCCAAAGCAAUCAAUAUUUCAGAGGGAGAUACUGCCACACUGAAGUGCUCAUGGACUAUUAACCAGAGUGAGAGUGUUAGAGUGGAUUGGCUACAGAACAGUGACACUAUUUUCACGAAACCUGCCAAAGGACAAUAUAAAUUUGACAGAAGGGAGUACAUUAUCGAAGAAAACUUCUCAAUGCUGAUCAUUUCUAAAGCUGUUCUAAAUGACUCAGGAUUGUACCACUGCAAAGUGUUCGUGGAGAUACCAGCACCAAUCCGUCGAGCUAGUGGAGAAGGAACAUUACUAAUAGUGUUUGCAUCCCAAGUUAAGAACUAUCUGAUUAUUUGGCUUCUGGCAUCAAUCAGUCCCAUAAUGCUGAUAGUGAUUGUAGUUGCAUGCUGCUGCUUCAGAAAGGUGAAGAACAGAAGACAGAAUGGAAACCUAUCUAAUUUAAGGAGGAGUUCCCAAUUAUAUGUAAACAACAUAGAACUAAGCCAGGCUUGUCAGAAAAUGGAGGCUAAAUCAGCUAACAUCUACAAAAAUGCUUUGAAUGUACAGCAGAAGAAACAUCAAUCAGCGAACAAGGUCAUAGAAGAGAAAUCCUCAAAUGAAUUAUAUCAGAAUAUAAAAACUCAAUAAUAUAUGCAGAUGUAAAUAAUCAUAACUUAUGGAUGUAAUUCAGUGAUGUGUGUUAUGUAUUUUCUAAUCUGAUUAUAUUGUAGUUAGAUAGCACAGACACCAGUGUUACCUCACCGGGCCAGACCUCCGGCCACUAGCCCAAGCAUCACUCCUGACCCAAGGAGGCAAACUUUAUCCAACCCAGGAACAGUGGCUUCAACCUUGGAGCACUGGGCUCCUGAGAGCUACAGAUAAUAUUCAGGCUUGAGAUAAUAAGUGGCAAACGUCACCCAUGGCAUACAAGUACCAGUCUGUGACCAGCUCUAACACAAAUGAAUCUGCACCCUGGGAUCUUUCAGCAUCCUAGAGCUUGCAAACAACUAGAACCUAACUGUACCAGCCAUAUAAAUAUUAUAACUACAAGAACAAGUCAGAGGCUGAAGAGUUCUGUGGUAAACAACCUAACCACAGACUUCCCAUGAAAUAAUCUACAUUUGAUUGGAUGAAUGCAGCUCUCACAUGAAAGAAACCCAAUAUCCAGAACAGAACAGCCUAUCUGCCAACUAGAACAUUCAAUCCCUCCAGAACCAGUGUACCAUGUCGAUAGUAUGUUCCAUGUACAAGAUGCAUCAUGGGAACUCAUCAAGACUUGUUUGACAACUCCUGUCAUGCCUACAACUUCUAGAAAACCAAAAGGCAGCAAGUACUUGGGAAUACCAACACCACUAAUUGCCGUCAAGUCAAAAUCUUAAAACUGUGGGAGUGAUUUCACCACAUGGACUGAAGCAGUUCAAGAAGUUGGCUCAUAGCCACCUUCUCAAGGAUGGGAAAUUCUGCCCUUUCAGCAACGGUCAAAAUUCUAGCAUUUUGUUUUGUGUGUCAUUCAGGAAAGACAAGCAUAGGUUCACUAGAAGAGUGAAAGCAGAUUGCUGCUGAAUGGUGAGUAUGGUUUUGGCAUUUAAGCAAUAGGA